AGUGACGGCAAGACUUUGGGGUGCUCCAGGUCAAGAUUCGAAGCUUUUGGUCUGUAAGCUUCCUAGAUCGGAGCAGAUCUGUGAGCUUGUUCUCUUCCUCGAGCGAUCUCCCAGUUGUCCCCUGUCGGAAGAAAGACCUGGCCUUCGGCUUUUUCUUGAGCUUGUCGCUCAUGGAUUUCUGCACUAAUCUCUCGUCGCUUCCAUCUACUAGAUGGCCCAACGUCAGCCGCUACGAAGUCUUUCUCAGUUUCAGAGGAGAAGAUGUUCGGAGGAACUUCAUUCAAUGUCUCUACGAAACCCUCACUGCUUCAGGGAUCUAUGCAUUUAUCGAUCAUGAUGGGAUUGAGAUCGGAGAAGAGAUCAUGCCCAAGAUUUUUGAAGCUAUCAGGCACUCGGAGAUAUGCAUUCCCAUCUUCUCCAAAGAUUUCGCUUCCAGUAAGAGCUGCCUGAAGGAGGUGGAGAAAAUGGUCGAGUGUGACAGGACGAUCAUGCCCAUUUUCUACAACGCCAGCCCUUCCGUCGUCGGCGAUCAGCAGGACAGUUACCAGCAGUCCUUCUGCAACCAUGCUGCCAAGGGGGAAUCGCCAGCGACUAUAAGCAGCUGGAAGGAGGCUCUGCGGAGUGUUUCAAGAAAACGAGGAUGGGAAUUGGAGAAAUUCCAACACGGGGAUCAUCAACUUAUACAGGAGGUCGUUUCCACGGUCCGCCGGCUGUUGAGGAAGGAUGAGCUAGAUGUGACAGAACAUCUGGUGGGGAUGGAUCUCCAUGUGCAUGAGAUGAUGAAAAAACUUGGUGUUCACUGUGAAAAUGGGGAAGUGGUUGAAGGGCAAAUACUGAUGGGAAGACGUGUGGUUGAGUUAUCGGGCCUUCCAGGAAUCGGUAAGUCAACUCUUGUCAAGACUGUCUACAACAAAAUCCAUCAUCUCUUUGAAGGUUGCAGCUUCCUUAAUGAUAUCCACGGAAAGUUUGAGGACAAGAGACUUCCAUCUCUCCAAGAAGAUUUAAUUAGUGACCUACAAAAGAAAAGAUGCACACUAAGAUCUUCUGCUGAAGGUACCGCAUUUAUCAAGUACAAAUUUAGAAAUCUUAAGAUUCUCAUUGUGCUUGACGAUGUUAGUGAUUUUGAACAAAUCGAUUCGUUAGCUAGAAAUCCAAGUUGGUUCGGUCUAGGAAGUAGGAUUAUCAUUGUCUCUAUGAGAAGCAAUCUUUUUGACAAGUAUAGUCUUGCGCCGGUUGAAAACUACGAGAUCCAAGAAAGUGCUCUUCUAAGUGUGCUUGGUUCUGGAAGUGGUGUUGUUAACAUUUGUGACGACAUCCUCGUGGAAAAAUACGAGCUAAAGCAAAUGAAUGAUGGGCAUGCUUUUCAACUGUUCCGUAAGUAUGCUUUUAGAGGAAAACCUCUUCCACAGGAAUUCUCCUCUUUGGCAUGGGACAUUAGUUUGGCUACUGGAGGGCUUCCUUCUGUUAUUCAGGUUGUCGGUUCAUCUUUAGUUGGAAAGCCCAUAAAGUUUUGGGAGGAAGCAUUGGAUAGAUUGAAGCGAGAGCCUUUCAACAAGGAAGUCAAACGAAUUCUGAAGAGAAGAUAUGAGGCUUUAGAGGGCAAUGCCCAACAGAUAUUUCUCGAUACAGCAUGCUUUUUUAUGGGCAAGGACAAGACAAUACCGUGUUACAUGUGGGAAGCUUGUAAAUAUGAUCCUUGUAGAGGAGUUGACGAGCUUCAUAACAUGUCUUUGGUAAAAACUAGAGAAAAUAAUGAACUGUGGAUGAAUAAUCAACUAAAAGUUCUUGGAAGGGAGAUCGUUAAGGAGGAAAAUCCGAGGAAACCUUUCAAGCGUAGCAGGCUAUGGAAUCAGGAGGACAUUGAACGAGUAUUGAACAAAAGGAAGGUCGAUGCAGUUGAAGCCCUCAGUGCUACAUUCGACAACUCCCGUUCAUUUCCUGAACAUGGAUUUUUUCCUAAUUUCUCGAAUCUAAGGUAUCUUAGAAUGAAUCGUGCUAUUAUUAAAGGAAAUAAGCAGAGUGCAAAGAACUCCAGAGAGGAUCUUUUCCUUCCACGAUUAAAGUGGCUUGAAUGGCAAUGGUGCCACAAUAUCUCCAGUCUACUUGCUUUAGAUCUGUCAGACUUGGUCGUUCUUGAUCUGUCUUGGAGUACUUCCAGAACUUGGCGGAGCUGGAGACAAAUUAUGAAGAAGGCCAAAAACUUGAAAGUUUUAAUCCUAAAAGAUUGUGGUUGGCUAGCUGAAUCUCCAGUUUCCCGUGCACCUGUAAACUUAGAGAGCCUAAACCUGGAACAUUGUUCUACAUUACCGGGUGUCGGCAGAUCGAUUAGCAAGCUAAGGAACUUAGUUUCUUUGAAUAUCAAGUCCUGCAGCUUCGUGCAAGAGUUGCCAGAAGAUAUAGGUUGCUUGAAAGCUUUGAAAGAGCUUUACAUCGAUGGAACUUCCAUUAGAGCUAUUGAUUUCCCUGAAGGUUCAUGUGGGAAGCUUGAAAUUCUGAGUGCUUGCAACUGUAAAUCCUUGUCCCUAUCCAAUUCAAUUGGUAACUUGAAAUCUCUUUCAUACCUAGCAUUGGACGACACUAAACUGAGUGAGCUCCCUUGUACUAUUGGAUUGCUCGAGAAUCUACAGACGCUUUCUCUGAGAAAUUGCAGGUGCUUGUGGAAACUGCCAGAUUCCAUCGGAAGCCUCAAGGAGCUGCAAGUUAUGGAUCUUUCAGAUGCGGUAGUCGAUGAACUACCUUCAUCUGUCAAGGAUUUGAGAAACUUGAAAGAACUAAAGAUGCCUCGCACUUUUAUAAGAGAAUUUCCUGAAGGCAUUAAGAAUCUAGAGAGGUUGGAAGAGAUAGAUUUCUCAGGCUGCAAAAGUUUGAGAGGGGAAUGCAACAUUACAGGAUUAGCCUCUCUGAGGGUCUUACUUCUAGUACGUACUGAUAUUUCUCGGCUGAUUGUGACUGUUUGUGGAUACUCUAAUCUCCAGGACCUCAAAUUAGAGAAAGGUGUUCCCCUCUUGGAAAGUGAAACUACUAAAGGAGCACGACAUCGGUCCAACGGAUAUGAGACUGAAACCCAGUUCCAGGCUCACGAACAGCACAUCAGCCUGCUGACGAUGAGUCAAACAUCGAAGCAAGGUAGUGGUCAGACAGAAGCAAGAAAGUUAUUGGUGGAUGAGGUUUGGCUACAAAAUUCUACAGUUUCUGGAGAAUAGGAGAGAGCAGUAUCAACUGGGGAUUUUUUGGAGUUGGAUUAUAGUAUAAGUAAAGAUAUUUGUAUUGUUGGGUUUAGCUUGUUAGUCACUGGAGAUGCAUCUAGUCUUUUACGUGGACUUUAAAACUCUAAUAUUACACUUAGCUUGCUAUUUUAUCGGAUAUAUAAAUAAAUAUAUAUAUUUUGGUCAUA
Messenger RNA from Eucalyptus grandis, 3394 nucleotides. RefSeq names its product disease resistance protein RUN1. Gene Ontology annotation, molecular function: ADP binding. Gene Ontology annotation, biological process: signal transduction; defense response. Bases 171 to 3203 code for a protein of 1010 amino acids. Lineage: Eukaryota; Viridiplantae; Streptophyta; Magnoliopsida; Myrtales; Myrtaceae. The record is from RefSeq and is a predicted model, not a curated record. The transcript has 5 exons.